This is a messenger RNA of Colossoma macropomum (tambaqui), 1740 nucleotides long. RefSeq lists its product as uncharacterized. The transcript has 5 exons. The record is from RefSeq and is a predicted model, not a curated record. Bases 73 to 867 code for a protein of 264 amino acids. Lineage: Eukaryota; Metazoa; Chordata; Actinopteri; Characiformes; Serrasalmidae.
CACACAGGCAGUGUGGUAGAGAGAGUGUGUGUUUCUCUUUGAGGGACAUUAGUGUGUGUAGAAGAAUCAGUGAUGAUGGAGUGUUUGUAUCUUCUGCUUGUUGUGUUUCACUUCACUGCAGGCUGCUCUCUCUCAGGAGAACAAACGUUAAAACUGGUCACAGGACACACCGGCAGCUCAGUACUGCUGCCCUGCUCCUGCACUGACCUGCAGACCAAACCUCAGAGAGUCACCUGGAAGAUUAACAGAGGUGAAAGAGAGUGGACUGAAGUGUUCAGUGCUGAUCAGUACAGAGACAGACUUCAUCAGUUUAAUGAAGACUCUCCUGCUAAUCUCUCUCUGCUCAUAUCUGACCUGAGAGAAGAAGAUGAUGGAGACUACAGGUGUGAGACUGAGAAGGAAAGCAGAGACUUCUGGCUGUAUGUAAAAGGAUGUGAUCUGGCGAAUAGUGAAGAGAUAGAGGAAGUGACAAGGUUCUCAGGAGAGUCUGUAGUCCUGCUCUGCUCCUGCACUGACCUACAGACAAAACCAAACACUGUUAAAUGGGAGUUUAGUUCAGAUAAAUCUGAAACUUCUCCUUAUGUAGAAAUCUAUUCUGCACAGACUGGACAGCACAGAGACAGAUUCAGACUGACCAAUAAGAACUCAGGAAACCUCUCUCUACUCAUAUCAGACCUGACUGAAGAGGAUCAGGGAGACUACAGUUGUUCAGUUCAGAGAGAUCGUAAAUAUAUCAGACUUCAUGUUAAAGUGAGAGAAACUCCAACACACUUAUGGACAACAGACCCAACAACAACUCCAUCAGAAGAUCCUCCAACUACAGAAACCACUGAAAGUGAGAGAAUCAUGAUGUGUGUUGCGCGUUAAUCUUCACUAAAACUGAUAAAGCUACACACACUUGCUGAUUCUGAAGAAAGAAUGAAUCCACGCUCCACACUGAUCUCUCUGCUGGGUUUCCACUGAACUUUUUACUGCUUUAUGGAAAUACUGCCAUAUCUGUACCUAAAUAAGAUUCAGAUCUUGAUGUCAGAGACUGAAAGGAAAUCUUCUGUCUCCUUUCUCCUCUUCCUUUAAUCACACCACUGAGAUUGAACUCAUUCUGAUGUUCAUCUUUAACACUGAUUUAACCUUAAUACUUCUGCAUUUUCAUCACUCUCUAACCACAACUUCACAUUUUUAUAUUAGAGACAGAGCUUAGAGCCUUUUACACCAUUUUAAUCUUCUCUCUGUACAGACAGUACGACAUAAUAAAUACAUCAGUGUAAGAUUUUCAUUUUGUGAUCUUUCUUUGUGAUUUGAGAGAUGAAGUCAGUACUGAAUCUGAUGUGUUUAAGAGAGUAAAACAGUGAGAGGAAAUCUGAGGAGUAAUUGUGAAGGAAUCUGAUUCAGCAUGACUGCUCACCAUUCUGUGGUUGUUAGAGGGCAGAAUUUGGAUUCAGACUUACAGAAUUAGUCUCUUAUCUUCUAUGUAUGUAUGAUGACUUAAUUUAAAGGGCUCAUAUCCUACAUCUGCAUACAUACAUACAUCCCCACAUAUAUGCAUUCUACAUUCCACCCACCAAACCCCCAAAAAACAGGACAGUUUGAGAUAUUUGUUUGUAUAUGUGGAGUGAAUGAUAUAUUUUUAAUUUUUAAUUAUGUUUAUGUACAACAUGAAAGUGAUAUGGAAUGGGAUAAAGGUGUCACUGAGUUUUUUUUAGCUGCAUCUGCUGUAUGUUUUUCUCUGCAUCAGUCAGGAGU